CCACCUUCAAAAAGCUCCCCUGCAAAUACUUCCCCCGCUAAAUUUGAUCUUAGCUAUUUGUUCUUCCGGUCAACAGCUGUCAAUUUUCCGGCGGAGGCGCACUGAAUUUCUCCUUCUCUCCAUGAGUUGCUGGAGGAAUUUUCCGGCAAUGUGUUCCUCUUCUCGCACUUUCCUUUUGCUGUUUCCUCUGCUUCUUCACUCGUUCGUGGCGCUGGUCUCUGCUCAGGGUUCUAAUAAUACCUCUCCAUGGCAGACUCUGAGUGGAAAUCCUCCAUUCGUUGUGGCUCGCGGUGGAUUUUCAGGGCUUUUUCCUGAUUCGAGCGGAAUCGCCUACAAUUUUACACUGAUGGUUAGUGUACCUGAUGUGAUCUUAUGGUGUGAUGUGCAAUUAACUAAAGAUGAAGUCGGAAUUUGUCUCCCGGAUCUGAGGCUCAACAAUGCUACUAACAGUGCGAAUGUUCUGGCGAAAAACCGCAGCAGUGUCUAUGUUGUUAAUGGAGUUCAUACGGAAGGAUUGUUCACAGUCGAUUUCAAUUCUAAAGAUCUGGAAAAUGUUACUCUUACUCAAGGAAUCUACUCUCGACCUGACAAUUUUGAUGGCAAUGGUUUUGCUAUUCUCGGUCCUGAAGACGUGUAUGAGCAGUUGCAACCACCAGGACUUUGGCUGAAUAUUCAGCAUGAUGCAUUCUACACUCAACGAAACUUGAGCAUGAGGAACUUCGUACUUUCUGUAACGAAACGCAUCACUGUUAACUACAUAUCAUCACCAGAGGUGGGAUUUCUUAAAAGCAUAUCUUCAAGAAUCAAUCCCCACAAAACGAAGUUGAUCCUUCGGGCAUUAGGACCAGAUACUAUUGAGGUUACCACCAAUCAAACAUACGCCUCUCUCCUACGCAACCUCACUUUUAUCAAGACAUUUGCCUCUGGAAUUCUUGUUCCCAAGACCUAUAUACGGCCCAUUGAUGGCGAUGGCUACCUACAACCUGAAACCUCUCUUGUUUCUGAUGCUCAUAAAGCAGAGCUGGAAGUUUUUGCUUCAGAGUUCUAUAAUGACCUUCCACUGAGCUACAACUACAGCUAUGAUCCUAUUACCGAGUACCUGUCGUACUUCGACGGUGGCAGAUUUUCAGUUGAUGGUGUGCUCACUGAUUUCCCUAUUAGUCCAUCCGCAGCUAUUGAUUGUUUUACUCAUUUGGAUGAUAAGGCAAAAAGUCAAGCCAAGCCUUUGGUUAUUUCCAAAUUUGGAGCCAGUGGAGACUUUCCUGCUUGCACAGACUUGGCGUAUUCCAAGGCUAUAUCAGAUGGUGUAGAAGUGCUCGACUGUCCUGUUCAAAUGACAAAAGAUGGGACACCAUUUUGCAUGAGCUCAAUCAAUCUUAUUUACAGCACAAAAAUAUCUCAAACACCAUUCAUUAAUCGUUCAAAAACAAUUCCCGCCAUUAGUUCUGAGAAUGGAAUCUUUGCUUUUGACUUAACAUGGGAAGAGAUUCAAGGCCUCACCCCUUCAAUAUCGAACCCUUUUUCAAAUUUCACGUUGUUUCGAAACCCGAGGUUCCGAAACAGUGGGAAAUUCUUAACGCUACCAGAUUUCUUGGCCUUGGCAAAGAAUGGGAGCUCUCUUUCCGGUGUCUUGAUCCAUAUUGAGAAUGCAGACUACCUUGCCAAGGAACAGGGUUUAAGUGUAAUCGAUGCGGUCUCUGAUUCCUUGAGCAAAGCUGGUUAUGAUAAUCAGACAGCCCUGAAAGUAUUGAUUCAGUCUCCAAAUAGCCCUGUUCUUAUAAAAUUCAAAGAGGAAAAGAAAAAUUACGAGCUUGUUUAUGAAGUCGAUAUGUCAAUUAGUGAUGUGCUUAAUGAAACUGUCGUGGACAUCAAGAGUUUUGCCGAUUCUGUCACUAUCACCAAGGACUCAGUCUUUCCUGAAAACCAGCAAUAUCUCACUGGAUCUACAAAUGUUGUGACGAAGCUGCAAUCACUUAAUCUGUCUGUAUAUGUGGAAACCUUCAGCGAUGAAUUUGUCUCUCAAGCAUGGGAUUUCUUCUCUGAUGCAACAGUAGAGAUCAACUCAUAUGCUAUGGGAGCCGGGAUUGAUGGAAUCAUCACCGAUUUUCCGAAGACAUCUGCUAGAUAUAAAAAGAACAGAUGCUUAACAAUGAAAGAGCUACCUAACUACAUGAUCCCUGUCCAGCCUGGUAGCUUGUUGCAACUCGUUACAGAGGCGUACUUGCCUCCAAAGAAAGCUUCAAGCCCGGUUCUGGGUGACAAAGACAUAGCUGAGCCACCAUUGUCUCCAGUCUCGAGCAAAGCCCCACCACCUGCUGGGGAAGGUGGCUCCGCCGCAUCACCUCCAGCUCCUUCACGUAAUGGACAACCUAAGCUUGGAGCUGGGGCAGGCUUCUUGCUCCUCAACCUUGCCAUACUUUGCAUAGUUAUUCUUCCAUUCUGAGAAAGGUAGCAGCGGUUCUUCGUGAUCGUUUCGACACUGUAAAUUUCGUAGAAUCGAACACUUGGUUAUUUAAUUCCUAAAACUUUGCAUUCAUUCUUGAGAGGGUACAUUCAUGAUGGAUUAUUGAUUAUAUUUGUAACCAUUCUUCCAAUGUUUGCUCCUUUUUGUAGUGAUGUAACGUGUAAGUUAUGUUUGU
Molecule: messenger RNA, 2639 nt
Organism: Cucurbita moschata (crookneck pumpkin)
Lineage: Eukaryota; Viridiplantae; Streptophyta; Magnoliopsida; Cucurbitales; Cucurbitaceae
Product: glycerophosphodiester phosphodiesterase GDPDL3-like
Exons: 9
Coding region: 122-2443 (773 amino acids)
Biological process (GO): lipid metabolic process
Molecular function (GO): glycerophosphodiester phosphodiesterase activity
Source: RefSeq, a predicted model, not a curated record